Molecule: messenger RNA, 747 nt
Organism: Lodderomyces beijingensis
Lineage: Eukaryota; Fungi; Ascomycota; Pichiomycetes; Serinales; Debaryomycetaceae
Source: the annotation of a GenBank genome assembly
AUGUUGAGACUCCUCAAACCAAGCAGGUUUCCAUCUUUGGUCCAACUAUGCCGUUAUCGCAAAUACCACUCGACCGACUUCCCAAACGUAAUCGUCAACCCCAACCUCAUAGAAUCACGCAUCCUCACCAAGGCAACGGAGUACAUCCCCAAAUACGGCUUUGAUUCGCGUGCUGUGACAAGAGCCGUGCGCGAGUUGGGAUACCCCGACUCUCUCAUUCUGGUACUCACAGCAACGUCCAACCACUCGUUACCCUUCCAGCUCGUGAUGCACUGGCUCAAGUUGAAACGUCAAGAAUUGGAAGACUUUGCGCAAAUGGAGAUGGAUCCGCAAUUGAGCGAAUCCGCUAAAUUGAAAGCGUUGAUCGAGACGAGGCUAAGCUAUAACGUACCCAUUAUGGACCAAUUGAGCCAGGGGUUGAGUUAUUUGGUCGUUCCGUAUCACGUGCCUGCAUCGCUUGAGGAGUUGCUCGCCUUGGGUGAUGACAUGGCAUAUCACGCUGGCGAUCAGAGUAAUGAUUUUGCAUGGUAUAGUAAACGUGGUGCUAUAUGUGGGAUAUAUUUGAAGAGCGAGUUGUUUAUGCUUGGUGAUACGAGUCACGAUUACAGAGUCACCAAAGAGUUUGUCAGGAGCAAAGUGGGCGAGAUGGAGAGCGCCGGUAGAGCAUGGAACGAUACGGAGGAGUGGCUAGGUUUCAAUGCUAUUAGUUUUGUUAACUUGAUCAAGUCGCAAUUAGCUAGGGGGUAG